Molecule: messenger RNA, 1209 nt
Organism: Myotis myotis
Lineage: Eukaryota; Metazoa; Chordata; Mammalia; Chiroptera; Vespertilionidae
Product: E3 ubiquitin-protein ligase RNF113A-like
Exons: 1
Coding region: 1-1209 (402 amino acids)
Biological process (GO): snoRNA splicing
Cellular component (GO): U2-type spliceosomal complex
Molecular function (GO): metal ion binding
Source: RefSeq, a predicted model, not a curated record
AUGGCGGAGCCGGUCCGGGAGGUGGCGGAGCGGGACCCGGAGAUGGUGGAGCCGGGCCGGGAGGUGGCGGAGCGGGACCCGGAGAUGGCGGAGCCGGGCCGGGAGGUGGCGGAGCGGGACCCGGAGAUGGUGGAGCGGGGCCGGGAGGUGGCGGAGCGGGGCCGGGAGGUGGCGGAGCGGGACCCGGAGGUGGCGGAGCGGCUCUCCCCCGCAGGGCCCGCUGGCCCGGUGUGCACCUUCCUGUUCAGGAAGCCGGGGCGCAGAGGGGCCGUGGGCCGCCGGCAGCGCGGGGUCGGGGACCCAGAGCCGGGGGACAGCGGCGAUGAGGACGAGGGCAGCUGCGUGGUCCGCCCGGGCGGGAAGCGGGCCGCCCGCGGGCCCCGGGUCCAGACGACGCGGGGCGGGCACCGCAGGGCUGGCGGCGCCUCGGGGUGCGAGGAGGAGGCGGAGGAGGAAGGGGAGGAGGAGGAGGAGGAGAGAGGGGCCCCCCGCGUGGUCUACAAGUCCACCCGCUCCGCGAAGCCCGUGGGGCCCGAGGACAUGGGGGCGACCGCGGUGUCCGAGCCGGACCCGGAGGAGGCGCGCCGGGAGGAGCCGCGGGCCGGGGCGCACGGCCCGACCUACCGGGGCCUCCGCAGCUACCGGCGCCUCCUGCCGCCCAGGGACGCGCGCGUGGGCCCCGGUGCGCGGGGCCUGGGGCGCGUGGGCCCCCUGCGCGCGCCCGAGCACCUGCGCGCCACGGUGCGCUGGGACUACCAGCCCGACCUGUGCAAGGACUUCAAGGAGACGGGCUUCUGCGGCUUCGGCGACAGCUGCAAGUUCCUGCACGACCGCUCGGACUACAAGCACGGCUGGCAGAUCGCGCGGGAGCUGGCCGAGGGCCGCCACGGCGCCGCCCAGGCCGAGAGCUACGAGGUGGGCGGCGAGGGCCCCGCGGUGCCGGCCGGCUGCCCCCUGUGCCGCCGGCCCUUCCGCCGCCCCGUGGUCACCCGCUGCCGCCACUGCUUCUGCGAGCGCUGCGCCCUGGAGCGCUACCGCGCCAGCCCGCGCUGCUCCGUCUGCGGCCGCCAGACCCACGGCGUCUUCAACCCCGCGAAGGAGCUGCUGGCCCAGCUGCGGAGGCGCCCGGCGGCGGAAGAGGACGGGGAGGCGACGGAGGGACCGGGACCGGCAGGCGGGGGCGGAGGGUCCCGGAGAGAUGGCCCGUGA